This is a messenger RNA of Scutellospora calospora, 766 nucleotides long. NCBI's taxonomy places the organism in Eukaryota, Fungi, Glomeromycota, Glomeromycetes, Diversisporales, Gigasporaceae. The record is from the annotation of a GenBank genome assembly.
GUAGUUAUAGCGGAAGAUGAAGAUUUGAAACCAUCUAAAGCACUUCUAGAACAAUUGGAAAAAGCCAUACGCAAAGUGAAAGAAUCCCCAGAAACAAUAGAAGAACACCAAGAAGUCAAAAAAUAUCUUCAAGAAAUUGAUAAGCAGCUUGAAUAUUUUAAAGAAUUUGAUGAAAAAGUUUUCGAUUUUAAUCAUAUGAUUAAUUUGGCAUUUGAUAUCCUUUCUAGUUUAGCUAAUUUAAAAACUGAAGUUUUUUCACUUAUUGAAAAAUCAAAUAGGAUUAAUUUAGAAAGCAAUUGCUUAAGUGAAAUCAAUUUAUUAGUUGGUGAAAUUGAUAAAUAUUUCAAAUAUUUACGCGAAUGGAAGAAUAUUAGUACUAUAAUUACUAACCAAUUUAAAAAAUUAUAUGAAGAUCUUAGAAAUUUAAAUAAUAAUACAAAAGAUAGUCUUUUUUUUUUCGAGAUUCAAGAAAAAUUAAUAACUGAAAAAGAAGAACUUAUGAAAAAAAUAAAUCAAGAAAAUGAAGCGAACCUUCUUCAUAUUAUUGGGCUAAAAUUAGUAUACGAUUUAGCUACUGAAUUAGAAUAUACAACAAGUAGAUUUAAGCUUUUGGAUCUAACGUCUAUUCAAAAAAUAUCAGAUUUUUUGGAAAAACUUACCUAUGAAUUGCAAUUAAGUGAAGAGUUUGUAAAAAAUUUUGGAGAAAGUGAAUUAUAUGUAAAAGAAUGUUGUCUCAAUUAUGUCGUAGAAAAAUUGUCAAAAAUAG